Chaetura pelagica (chimney swift) is the source of this 2136-nucleotide messenger RNA. RefSeq names its product solute carrier family 39 (zinc transporter), member 6 (gene SLC39A6). NCBI's taxonomy places the organism in Eukaryota, Metazoa, Chordata, Aves, Apodiformes, Apodidae. Bases 1 to 2136 code for a protein of 711 amino acids. Gene Ontology annotation, molecular function: zinc ion transmembrane transporter activity. The record is from RefSeq and is a predicted model, not a curated record. Gene Ontology annotation, cellular component: membrane. The transcript has 9 exons. Gene Ontology annotation, biological process: zinc ion import across plasma membrane; intracellular zinc ion homeostasis.
AUGGAGAGCGCAAUAUCGGUCGCUUUCCUUGUGUCAUUUUCCAUACUACUGUCUGAAUGCUAUAAUGGGUUGGAGACAGCUACUGUUGUGCAUACAUCAGAGAGAACUUUUCCAGAAAAGGCAGCUUGUGUUAAUAUUGACUUGGCAGGGUUAAUACAGAAGUUUCACCUCCAAGAACUUUUCCAUCGUUAUGGAGAAAACAACUCGCUCUCAGUUGACGGGUUUAGAAAACUACUCCAGAACAUCGGCAUAGAUAAAAUGAAACGGAUCAAAAUAGACCGUGAUCACGACCAUGACCACCACCUUCAUCAUAAUCAUGUUUCUUUGAGUAAAAAUACGGAGAAGACUCUUUGUCCAAAUCAUGAAUCUGAGGCUAGCAAAGACCACAGGAGCAGUCGCUCGAAGGAACCUCAUAAGGUAGAGAAUGUGGAACAUCAGCAGAACUUUGUACGCAGCAAGAACACGGCUAAUGAGAUCAUCACUGCUCCCACAGAUGGCCACUCUGAGUUGCAGAAUGUGCAGCCUGGGGAAGCCAAGCUGGUUGCCCGUGUAGGUCAGACUAGCUCUAAUGGCAUCAAUGUCACAGGUGGAAACAAUGCAAGCUGGCUUGCCAACAGCAAAGCCAAUGAGUCUCGUGCUUCUCCCAAGGAAUCAGAAAGAGGAAGUUACCUGUAUUCUAAACUGAAAAAGCAAAAUACCCAGGAGUGCUCCAGUGCAUCAAAACUUAUGCAGUCUCAUGGAAUAGGCACUCAAGUAUUGUUGACUCCUACCGAGUUCAGUUACCUAUGUCCAGCUCUUAUUAAUCAGAUCGAUGGCAAAUCCUGUAUAGUCCAUGCAACUAGUGAAAAAGCUGAACAUCCUUCAGACAGUUACUCUCUGCGAAUAGCUUGGAUUGGUGGUUUUAUAUCCAUCUCUGUCAUCAGCUUUCUUUCCUUACUGGGUGUUAUAUUGGUACCGCUGAUGAAUCGUGUCUUUUUCAAAUUUCUUCUAAGUUUUCUUGUGGCAUUGGCUGUGGGAACUUUGAGUGGAGAUGCCUUCUUGCAUCUCCUUCCACAUUCUCAUGGAAACCAUCACCACGAGAAGCCUCUGGUUGAACAAAAUAAAGGCUCUAUGUUCAAAAAUCUCAUUUUUCAAAGCACGGAGGAGAGUAAUUACCUGGAUUCUACAUGGAAGGGACUUACAGCACUUGGAGGCUUGUAUUUCAUGUUUCUAGCGGAGCAUUUGAUCACUUUAAUAAAGCAGUUUAAAGACAAGAAGAAAAAGAAAAAAAAUGAAGAUGAUGGAGAAAGUAAGAAGUUCUCAGCAAAUGAAGAAAAGUUAGAUGCAGACGAUCGGCCUGAGGGCUAUCUAGGGACAGACUCUCAAGAUCCAUCGCCCUUCAUCUCUCAGCAGCCAAUUGUACAAGAAGAGGAGGAAGUGAUGAUAGCUCAUUCUCAUCGAGAGGAGGUUGACAAUGAAUACACUUCCAGGGGCUGUAGAAACAAAUGUCAUUCUCACUUACACGAUACUCUAGGACAGACAGAUCAUCUUAGUCAUCAUCACCACGACUACCAUCAUAUUCUGCAUCACCAUCAUCAUCAGAACCAUCAUCCCCACAGUCACAGUCAACGCUACUCACUUGAAGAACUGAAGGAUGCUGGGAUAGCAACUCUAGCAUGGAUGGUGAUUAUGGGAGAUGGACUACACAAUUUUAGUGAUGGCCUAGCAAUUGGAGCAGCCUUUACUGAAGGGUUAUCUAGUGGUUUAAGCACUUCUGUGGCUGUAUUUUGCCAUGAAUUACCUCAUGAGCUAGGAGAUUUUGCUGUACUUCUAAAAGCUGGUAUGACUGUCAAGCAAGCUGUGCUUUAUAAUGCUCUGUCGGCUAUGCUGGCCUACCUUGGAAUGAUGACCGGGAUUCUUAUCGGCCAUUAUGCAGACAAUGUUUCAAUGUGGAUAUUUGCACUUACUGCUGGCUUGUUCAUGUAUGUGGCUCUUGUGGAUAUGGUGCCUGAAAUGCUCCACAAUGAUGCCAGUGAUCAUGGAUGUAGCCGCUGGGGGUACUUCCUGUUACAGAAUGCUGGAAUUCUCUUGGGUUUUGGGAUAAUGCUGCUUAUCUCUGUAUUUGAACAUAAGAUUGUGUUCAGCAUAAACCUAUAA